This is a messenger RNA of Lampris incognitus (smalleye Pacific opah), 741 nucleotides long. RefSeq names its product fibroblast growth factor 11b (gene fgf11b). Lineage: Eukaryota; Metazoa; Chordata; Actinopteri; Lampriformes; Lampridae. Gene Ontology annotation, biological process: animal organ morphogenesis; fibroblast growth factor receptor signaling pathway; positive regulation of protein phosphorylation. The coding region runs from base 1 to 741 and encodes 246 amino acids. Gene Ontology annotation, cellular component: cytoplasm. Gene Ontology annotation, molecular function: fibroblast growth factor receptor binding; growth factor activity. The transcript is spliced from 5 exons. The record is from RefSeq and is a predicted model, not a curated record.
AUGGCAGCUCUCGCCAGCUCUCUCAUCAGACAGAAACGGGCGGUCAAGGACGACCAAGCCAACCGACCGGUAGCCAACAAGCGCAAACCCUGUCCGAAGAGCAACAAGUCCUUGUGCCAGAAACAGAUCCUAGUCCUGAUCUCCAAAGUACGACUAUGUGGGGGUCGAAAAGGUCGAAACGAAAAAAGACCCGAGCCCCAGCUGAAGGGCAUCGUUACCCGGCUGUACAGUCAACAUGGAUAUUACCUGCAGAUGCAACCAGAUGGCACCAUGGACGGCACAAGGGACGAAAGCAGCUCCUUCUCACAGUUCAACUUGAUUCCUGUGGGACUGAGGAUUGUGGCAAUCCAGGGUGCAAAGACAGGGCUAUACCUUGCCAUGAACAGUGAAGGAUACCUCUAUACCUCUGAGCACUUCACUCCGGAGUGUAAGUUCAAGGAGAGUGUGUUUGAGAACUACUACGUGACAUACUCCUCCAUGCUCUAUCGCCAGACCCAGUCAGGCCGCUCUUGGUAUAUUGGUAUCAACCGUGAUGGCCAGGUCAUGAAGGGCAACCGGGUUAAGAAGACCAAAGGAGCUGCACACUUCCUGCCUAAAGUUAUAGAGGUCGCCAUGUAUAAGGAGCCAUCGCUACAUGAGCUAGCCAAUGAACAGAGUCCUCCUCGGAAGACAGUGAAGACAUCCGACUCACCAUCCCUAAAGAAUGGAAGACAAGAAGCCCCAAAGGCUGAUGCCUCAUAG